Molecule: messenger RNA, 9261 nt
Organism: Danio aesculapii
Lineage: Eukaryota; Metazoa; Chordata; Actinopteri; Cypriniformes; Danionidae
Gene: lmtk3
Product: lemur tyrosine kinase 3
Exons: 17
Coding region: 1-8001 (2666 amino acids)
Biological process (GO): protein phosphorylation
Molecular function (GO): ATP binding; protein kinase activity
Source: RefSeq, a predicted model, not a curated record
AUGUCACAACAGUGUUGGGUGAUUGUUCUGGUGGGGCUGAUGUCGUACUUCAACCCGGAGAGAGCGCUCGGAGCCCCGCAGAAGGAAGUCUCUCUAUCCCGGGACGGCUCUCUCUCUCCUCCCCCUUAUGUGAUUAUUCUCAUCUCCUGCUCUGGACUGGUCUCUUUUGUUCUGUUGCUUCUCACCUGCCUUUGCUGCAAAAGAGGAAGUGUGGGAUUCAAUGAAUUUGAUAAUGCUGAAGGUGAGGAGUGCUCCGGGGCAUCCAGUCCUGUUCCUGAGGACAGUUUGUCCUCUUGUCCAUCACUUCCAGAGGUCUACACUCUCCCUCUGCGGGACAAGAACUGCCACUCCCUACCAAAUGGCACAGACAACUCUCAAUGUUUCCGAAGGCACACUCUGAACUACCUGCAGGAGAUUGGAAAUGGCUGGUUUGGAAAGGUGAUCCUAGCUGAGGUGCUGUGUGACUGCAGCUCUUAUCAGGCAGUGGUGAAGGAGCUGAGGGUCAGUGCUAGUCCUCUGGAACAGCGGAAGUUCCUUGCAGAGUCGGAACCAUACAGAAGUCUCCAGCAUCCAAAUAUCCUCCAGUGUUUGGGUCAGUGCAGUGAGAGUGUUCCUUUUCUCCUGGUGAUGGAGUUUUGUCAGCUGGGUGACCUGAAGAGGUAUUUAAGGGCUCAGAGAAAGUCUGAUGGGAUGACCCCUGACCUGCUAAACAGAGACCUCUUGACCUUACAGCGAAUGGCAUAUGAAAUCACAUCAGGCCUCUUGCAUCUCCAUGAGAACAAUUACAUUCACAGUGAUUUGGCACUGAGGAACUGCCUCCUCACCUCAGAUCUCACGGUUCGGAUAGGAGACUAUGGCCUCUCACACAACCAAUACAAGGAGGAUUAUUAUCUAACCCCAGACAAAUUGUGGAUACCUCUCCGCUGGAUUGCCCCUGAACUUCUGGAGGAGUUUCGUGGAAAUCUGAUUGUCACCGAUCAAACCAAAUCUAGCAAUGUGUGGUCUUUGGGUGUUGUGAUAUGGGAGCUCUUUGAAUUUGGGGCUCAGCCGCACAGACACCUGAGCGAUGAAGAGGUUCUCACAUUUGUCAUCAGAGAACGACAGAUCACUCUUGCUCAACCUCGCCUCAAACUCGCUCAUGCAGACUAUUGGUACGAGGUAAUGCAGUCAUGCUGGCUACCACCAUCCCAACGUCCUACGGUCGGUGAAGUCUUCCUCCUCCUUUCCUCUCUCCUUGCUGCAGAACAAGGAAGUCGAAGGAGCACUAGAAGAGAUGAGGAUGAGGAAGAUUAUGAUGAAGACAGUGGACAAGGAAGGAGAGGGGAGAGUGAUGAGUCAUUUGAAAGACGGUGGGAUGCGCUCCGACCUCCAGCUUUCCAGUCAGCUGCACACAAACUUCUGAGGGAAAGAGAGUAUGGGAGAGAGGAUGGCUGCCUCAGAGGAAAUGGAAACUCCUUCCCACUUUUGGACCCCGUGGACAAUAUUACUCCCACAUCUGAGCUUGAUGACAUCCUUACAGUAACAGAAACAAGCAAAGGGUUAAACUUUGAAUACUUCUGGGAAAAGGCACAUGGCAGGAGAGGCUACAAACCACUUCCUCCACCUCAGCCAAUACCAACACCCAGUUCUGGCCACAGGCAAACACUGGACACACCCACAGUUGUCCCUGUGAUCAGCGCUCGAAGUCCUUCACUGGCUAGCGAGUAUUACAUUCGCCUGGAAGAGCAUACUCCCCAGGAUAAGUCCCCUAGUUUAGGAAAAGGGCGCUCUUUAAGAACAAAUUCAAAGUGCCCUGGAGAUCUGGAGCUGGUUGAACUUCAGACAGGGAUUACUGCAAAAGACAGGCCAGCUUUCUGUCAUCAAGAUGGCUUUAUGAGAGGUUCCUCUCAGACUGUCAGAUCCAGUGAGGUAAAGGUUUUGGUUCCAAACACUGGCUUGGUUGAGUUUAGUAAAGAGAGUUGUAACCGAGUGACGGAUUAUGCUGUUAUAGAUAUUGGAGAACCAAACCAAAAGUCUCUUGGUCCUCAAGCACCUCUCCUCCCACCUAAACCUCGUUCAAUGUCCAUGUCCUCUGGCAGCCAUCUGCACUCACGCCCCCUGCCUGCUCCUCCACUAGGAUAUGCAAGAACAUAUGGGUUAGACAUUUACCCUGGAUCUUCAUACCCGUCUGGCAAAGUUGAGACCUCUGAUUCUUUACUAAUGAGUUCACUUUCCAAAGCCAACUUUGACCAUUUGGGCUUAAAUCGAACUCACCAGACACUGCCUCCAUCUCCUUCGCUUUCCCCCUCCAUUCCACCAUCCUCGGGCACUCACUCCAUGUUCCUCCCACCUCAAACAUGUCCUCCACCUCUCCCUCCCCACUACAGACUCCAAAAGGGUCAAAAUUACACAUCAGAGAUAUAUUCCAGAUACAAUGCGAUGCACUUACAGAGAGACCCACUAAGCUGUGACUUUAUUGAUGCUAGAAAUGCUGACAGAGGCAUGACACGAUCUCAGUCUUUGUAUAAUUCUAGAGAUGCUCCAACUUCACACACUACAGAUGAUGAAUUCUCCUCCAGAAUGACUCGACCCCAAUCCACAAUUCCAAAAAUUGAGAGAACGUCAUCCUCUAGUCCAGAAUUCUCAAAAGAUGAUGAUGAUAAUGAUGAUGAGGAUGAUGAUCCUUUCAUGUCACCGCACAGACCGAUGAGUAGCACAACCAUUCAACACACCAGCCUGGCUGAUGACCCAGCUACGACUGAGCUUUUCUCAAGGGGGAUGAAACGAACACAAUCCCGCCUUGCCACUAUUCUCCCAGCAAUAUGGAGAGAAGAUGCAGUCAUGCAGCGAGAGCGAGUUGCAGCCGCUAGGAAAUCUCCCAUACAUUUGUUUCUGACUGAGAUCUCCAAUGACCCUGUGGAUAUGAAAGAUGGCGAAAACACAUGGACACGAGAAAAUGAGGGAAGGAAAGACAAAGGAAUGCGUCGAUCCCAGUCUCUCAUCUCAGAACUUGACUCAACCUCACAGGCUUGGGCCUCAGACAAAGACUUCCUAUCUGGUUAUGAAGGCAAUACCAAAAAGAGAGAUUUGUUCCUUACAGAGAUUGAGACAUCUGUGUCUGACUGUGAGGAUGCAUAUGACGGUGAAGGUGGGACUCCGGUCUCCAGAUUUGGAACUACACCCCAUCCAUUUGCAUUUCCCUCAGAUUUGCCAGCAUAUUCAGAAGCUGAGGAUGCUUUCUUAUCAGGGAUGAAUAAGUCUCAUUCCCUGCUUUCUGAAAUAUCCGAUGAGAGCAUUAAACCUGAGGCGAAGAAAGGGGAAAUGACAAGAGAGGAAUUUUUAAAGGAGAUUCAAUCUGCUGAAACAUUUCUAACUGAAAUCAUUACAAGGCAACGUAAAAAAGAGGAGAGUGUUUCACCCACUCCAUUGUCUCCUGAGUAUGAGUCAAUAUGCAUAGACCCAGAGUCAUCUCAAACAAUACAGUUUGAAUCGGAAAGAACAAGAGCAGGAAAUCCACCAGGUGACACAAAAGAAGCAAUUUAUGCUCAAGUCACCAAGCGGGCAAAAAGAAGUGAAAUAAAAGUUGCUAUGCGGCCAGAAAUCCCAGUACUUCAGAUUGCAUCUGAGUUACAAAAUCUUGAAUCAGUUCAGAAAUUAACUAAAGUCAGCCAAUUUACAUGUGAAAUCGAGCAAGAGAAAAAUUCCCUUAAUGAUUUUCCCUCCACAGAAGUAAGGCCUAAAAAUGGACCUCUUUUGGAACAGAUAUCUCCUGUUAUAAAAGAGAAACAAGACUCUCAGCAGUCUCAGAAUAAGCAUGAUUGUGUAAGAGAAGGUGCAAUAGAAACCAUGAAUGCAAACAAUGUUAAAGGUUCACAAAGUUGUGAUGAAAAUCCGAUCUCUCGUGAUAUGCAUAUUGGAACUGUAGAGGAAAAUGAUUUGAAGGACAUGUUUGUUCAGUCAAAAGAGCGAUUGCAGAAAAACGAUCACAGUGCUUUACCUGGCAUCAAGGUGAUGGCAUCAAAUGCAACAUUUGGUGUUGAAUCACACAGUGAGGAACCAUCAGAACAUCCAAACCAGACUCCAAAUGAAUCAACUUCUCUUGAUAUUUCACCAAAAAGAAAUUUACCAGGUGGCACAAGCUCUACAAUGACAAGAGAAUACAGUUCAGACAUAAGUCAACACUCCACCACUGCCAACAGACUGUCUGAAUCCCUUGAGCAAACCACCUUAACUGACAAGGAAAUCGGUUCGAGGGCCACAUGGAAUGACAAAGACACAAAAAGUGCAAAUGAGAACAUUCUUCCAAGUGACUCUUUAUUGUCUUUGAAUGAGUCAAGCACAGAUGUGUUCCAUUUGCCUAUGGUGCAUGAACCCAACUCAGAUCAGUCACUGUCUACCAUGACACCCUCAGAUUCUGUCUUGUCACCUUUGACAUCUAGUUCAUUAGACUGUCUCACACCUGGAGAUUCCUGGUUGGGUGGAGGAAGCAGUGGAUGGAGGGCCCUGGGAACUGAAACACCACAUCGUGAUUCAGCCUACUUUUCUGAUAGUGACUUGGACGGUGGAGAAGGUUUAGGCAGAAGAGGCACUGAUGUGCUUGGCUCUUCUCGUCCAGGUAGCGUUCGCGCAGGAGAGCGAGGAUUAUUAAUGGGAAUUGAGGAAAAGACUGAAGAUGAAGGGCUGCUGGAACAUUUUGAAAAGGAAGUGGAGAUGAAACAGGACAUACAGGACUUGUGGAUUUCAGAUAAUUCGGCUGAUGUAAAGAAAGGACUCAUUCAUCUGACUUCUACUGACAUCCCAGCAGAUUCUCAGAGUGAAUGCAAUGCUGAGUUUAUUGCCAAGUUGUUUUUCAAUGGUGAGGAUGAGCCAAAUAAAGGAGUUCCAUUUAACAACUCUCUUAACUUCCAAAAUUCCACUCUGGGUAAAAAAAGUGAGCUGGAAAAAAUGCUAUGUGAAUCAGGUGCUAUGGAUCUAAGACUGCUUGCCCAUGUAGUCUCAGAGCCUCAAAAACCAAUUUCUGAACAAGAGUGUGAAGAAGAACUCAUUGAACACUGUUCUUAUGCGCAAAAAGCUAAGUAUGAAGAAACACGUUGUACUUCACCAAUCGAUGAACAGUCAUCAGACACAAGUAAAUCAAGGUUAUCACGAUUUUACAGCUUACAGUCUGAUUAUUCUAAAUGCAUAAGCAAAGUGAAAAGGGCUGAGCUUGAUAUUAAGGAUACAGACGCAAAUGAACUAGGUUUGAGAAACCUCUCAUAUUCAGAAGAGGGUGAGGAUGAGCAGGCAAAGGAGAGGUCUGAAAGUCAGCUAGCUGUAGGGGAACUCUGCUUCACUAUCAAUGAAUCAUCACAAAGUGCUGCAAAUGCAAAUGUCAGUAGUUUGGAGCAAUCAAAAGAUGACAAUUCUAAUGAAUUUGGCAAAGGUGCCUCAAUGGGUCUUGAACUGAAGGAGAGGGAGUUGUGGAGUGCCCUUGAUGAAGAUUAUGGUAUGGAGGAAACUGUGAGAAGUGAAUUCAACUGUCAGGCAUUUCAGCAGGGAGAACUUCACCUUUGGCCUGUGGAAAAUGACCAAUGGGCUGCUGCCGAAACUCGGACACCAGAAGCAGGACUCAGUUCAGAGCUCUUCCCAAGUUUUGGUAAAAAGACCUGGGUAGCUGAUGAACACUUGGUUGUGAGCCAUGAAUUCUGGGAAUCUGAGGCAAAUGAUGAGCUUGCAGAUAGUGAGUCUCACCCUUCUGCUCAGAGAGUAUGUGAAGAUACAUUUAAUGAUGAGAAGGUAGGACAAGCUGUUUAUCCAUCAUCUGAGAGGUUGAUCUUUUCUGAUGGAACAAAAGGAGCUUUUUUAUCUCCGCAAACACCUUUAGAAAAGCUGGAUGUUCAGCAAGAGGAAAACAUGGAAAAUCCAGAUUUGGAAAAUGGAGCACCAGAGCACUAUACUUGCGAUAUAAAGGUGGAAGUUGAGAAUCUGGAGAUCCCAGAGCAGGAGGCACCUGUUCGGCACAGACCUGUUGAAAUGUUGAUUGAUACGCAGGAUACUGAGGCAUGUUUACAAAAUUAUGUGGGAGAGGGAAUGUUUAGGGAGGAUGACAAAAAAGAGUUUGACCGUCAUGAACACAUGGUAGGUGUAGGAGGUUGUGUGACUCAAUCCUCCUCAUUUUCUAUUACAAAUUCGACUGAUGAAGUGGAAUCUUUGAAAAACCACAAAGAAUCACUUUCUGGUCACAACAAAAAUGAGCUGACAGACCAAACCAAAACCAAAUGUGCACUCAUGACUGAAGCUAGCAAAAUGUUGGGUGCUACCCAUGAAGACCAUCGAACCUGCACAAUAAAUUUGUCAAACUCAACCACCGACUUGGCUGACGGUUCUAACAUCAUUGCAGUGUACUCUGACUGUCACAGUGCUGAAACUAGUAGACACAAUGUUGACAACAUUCACUGUCCUACUACAAUCAAUGAUGCAUUUAUGGAAAAAGAAAGAUCGGAUUCUCCAUCUUGCCCUGAUCUUACCAUUAGCACUGACCAAGAGCCAUGCAAGAUCCACAGUAGCAAUGUUCAGUGUUCAGCCCCUGCACUGAUUUCAAUGGAGCUUUCUGAAUGUGCUGCUUCCACACUUUCAGAAGUUGAAAAAUGUCAAGGUUCAAGUAGUUUCCCAAAUACCGUACACCACAUAGAAAUCAAGACCAGUUCAAGCCUGUUCUGUUCUGCAGAUCAAAUGCCUGCUAAAGGACACGAGGAGCCAUCAGGCUGUACUGAUGAUGUUGACCUUGCUAUAAGCACCACUACACACAGCAAAGGUAUCACUGCAAACCUGGGACAAAAACUGCACACAUCUCUCAUGAAUGAAAACCACAUUCAACCAGAAUCAAAUUCUUUACAUGAGGAUGACAGAAAUAGCCUGCCCCAGAAAGCGGCCCAUCCACCUCUAUCCCAAUGUUCACUGAACUCCAUCCCCGAGUUGUUGAUCUCUGAGUGGAAGGACUUGGAUGAAGAGCCUCUGGAGGAUUUUGAAAAACUGGAGCAGCUAUGCUGCAUUUCAGGGGAUGAAGAGACCCUUGGAGAUCUGUUUUUGGGAAACUUAGAUCUGCUUGAAUCUUUGAAGAGAAAUCCAGAGCAAAGAACAAGCAGUGCCAGUGGCAUAAUAAUCCAGAAUGACUCAGCAAAUUCAGAAGAGAAGACGAGAGUUUGUGAGGAAAGGCUUCAGUACUCUCUCAGUGAAAACGUUAAAACCAAUGUCCUGUGGGGAACUACAAUUAGUGACAGUGUGAUUAUACACCCUUGGGGAGCAUCCACCACUUCGUCCUCUGAAGAAAGUACUGCAAGCAAAGAUUUUCUGGACAAUGAAAGCAACAAAGAGGACACCCCGCCCUCUUCUCCCUCCGUUUUAUUGAAUGAACUUGCUGAAGCACAGACAGAAGAACUGACUGUGCUUGAACAGCCUGAGGUUACUCCCUCUUUGCCUGCGGCAAAUCAAGCUAUGAAAGCUAAGUUGGCUCGUCUCUCCUUAUCCCUCCCUCCACUUGCUCUUUCUCUUCCUCUCUCACCAAAUACCAAAGGAGGAUUCUGGGAAGGGAGCGAGUACAGAGGUGGAAGAAGGAGAGCAGCAUCAACAGGUAGCGAUCCAGAUGAAGAUGAAGAAGAGGAACAGGAGGAGGAGUCUCCCAGGCGCGUCAUCGUUGUCACGGAAACAGAUGUUGACAAGAGAGUGGGUUUGCGUAGCUUGUUGAAAUCGCCAAAGGAGCCCGUGGACAAAGAGAACCGUGACCGUGGGAGGAAUGUGUCAUUUUUUGAUGACGUCACAGUCUAUCUCUUCGAUCAGGAAACUCCAACCAAUGAGCUGAGCUCUGGAUCUACUAGUACAUCUCCUCACGGAAAGCACCCUAGCACUGAUGGUUUAGGAACAGGCAGCCACAAGGCAUCAAAAAGUAAAGAACAUGUAGUGAAGGCAAGAUCUCCGACCGGAGUCACGUCCGGCUCAUCAUCGAGGUUUACAGUGAGCCCUGCCGAUGACCCACAUUUAGUGUGACAUACUACUGUUCCCCAAACAACCUGGACAAAAUGAACCCCCCCCCCUGGAGUGAAUGAGUGGCCCCCGCUGUCAUCGGUAACUAUGACGACUCCUGGAGGUUAUUUUUGUAAACUAAAAGAAACAAAAAGAAGGACUCCCGUUUCAAAAGGCUGGAGGCAGUCCAGGUUUUACUCACUGCAGCCGCUGGAGUGGCAAAUCCACAGAUAGAAAGUACCUUCAAACAGCCAAAAACCUUGGGGUUAUGUAAAAUCUGACAUGUACUUUUCGGCUAUGCAAUGGGAGUCUUAUUAUGUACCAGCUUAACUGUUCUAUUUUCAUGGCUUCUUGAAGUACGUUUGUAUUUUAAUCCCCUUAAAUGAAGGGGCGCACUUUCUCUGACCAGUACCUGUCUAUUUGUGAGCUUAGAAAUAUUGACAUUGUAAAUUUGUUCCCAUUGCCAGUCAGACAUUCUUGUAGUUUGUGAUCGAUGACGGCAUCGUCUCUCCAAAUCACAGCAGUGCAGUUCUCAUUUAGCAUUUGUACAAACUAAAAAUCGAAUUGUAUCAGAAUACGAACUCAUUUUAAAACCAUUUAUUUUAAAUGUAUUCUUAGAAUGCAUGAACAAACUGCAACUCUUAUGUUUUAUACCGUAUUUUUUAUUGCAAAUGUUAUUUAUUUGUUAUUUAUUGCAUAUUUGUGGUUUUUUUUUUAUUUUAUUUAAAUGUACGUUUGUCUGUAAGCUUAAUUCCCAUCAUAUGUUGAAGUAAACUGUAUAUUUACUUUGUUUUAUUUGACAUUUAUGGCAUUUUCUGUUUAAUCGAAUUAAUAACCGCCUCAACGAACAUAUAUCUUUGCAUAGAUACAAACACUUUGAAAUGUUUUCUCUAAUUUAGCUCUUUGUAGAUGUCGAUCUGUAUCUAGUUGUCCUAUGAUGUGUCUCUCAACAGGUGUUAUUUUCUAAUAAUGUAUUUGACAUUAGCUUUUCCUUUGUUCAUUUUAAAGCAGUAAUUAUUGCUUGGCAUGAAAAAAGAGAUAAAUCAGCAUACAUGAUGAGUAAUUGACUUAUUUAUUAUUUAUUUAUUUAAUUUCUUUUCGUUUUUAUUAUUAUUCAUGCAAAUGACUGAGGGAAGACUCUAGAUCAUUACGUCACGUUCAGCAUUUGUUUCAUUUAGAGGUUUCAUAUUAUUCUGUAAGAAGCUGAAGGACUGAAAAUAACAUGGAAACUGUGAAACAUUUAUUGAACUGUUUGAUGACAAUAAAUUGUUCUGUCUUAUAAUA